Molecule: messenger RNA, 1420 nt
Organism: Carassius auratus (goldfish)
Lineage: Eukaryota; Metazoa; Chordata; Actinopteri; Cypriniformes; Cyprinidae
Product: low-density lipoprotein receptor-related protein 1B-like
Exons: 10
Cellular component (GO): plasma membrane; signaling receptor complex
Molecular function (GO): low-density lipoprotein particle receptor activity; protein binding
Source: RefSeq, a predicted model, not a curated record
UCUGGACCACUCCUCCAGCGUCAUGUACUGGUGUGAUGCCUAUUAUGACCACAUUGAGAAAAUCUACCUCAACAGCAGCCACAGAACGGUGGUGUACAGCGGGAAAGAGUUGAAUCAUCCAUUUGGGAUUGCGCAUUACAAGAAUUACAUAUUCUGGACCGAUUACAUGAACGCCUCGAUAUUCCGUCUGGAUUUGUCAUCCAAUGAUGUUGCCCUAAUGCGGGCUGAAAGACCACCUCUCUUCGGGAUUCAGGUGUAUGACCCGCAAAGCCAGAAAGGUAAUAACAAGUGUUCGGCAAAUCAUGGUGGCUGUGGCACUUCGGCUCUAUGCCUUACUACGCCUGCAGGUCACAUGUGUGCCUGCGCAGACGGCCAACAUUUGGAGAAAGAUAACAUCACCUGUUCAUCCCCAUCAGAGGUCACUGAGACAAAGAGCUGCGGCCCAGCGGAGUUUCAGUGCCAGAACCAGCAUUGCAUUCAGCUCUCGUGGAAGUGUGAUGGGGAUUAUGACUGCUCAGAUGGCAGCGAUGAAGAUCUACACCUCUGCUCCAAUCGCAUCUGCCCAGCGGACCAAUUUAAAUGCCUGAGCAACCGCUGUAUCCCGAAGAGAUGGCUGUGUGACGGCACCGACGACUGCGGCAGCAACGAGGAUGAGUCCAACCGCACCUGCUCUGCCCAAACCUGCCAGCCAGGCCAGUUUCCCUGUGAGAAUGGACGCUGUAUCCAGGAGGACUGGCGCUGUGACCGUGAUGAUGACUGCGGGGAUCAGUCGGAUGAGUCUUCAUCAUGUGAUUUCCCAACUUGUGAGCCGCUGACCCAGUUUGGCUGUACUAAUGGGAAAUGCAUCAGUGUGAAAUGGCACUGUGAUUCCGAGGAUGACUGUGGGGACAGCAGUGAUGAGGUGGGCUGCGUUCGCGCCUGUUCGGUGGCUCAGUUUCAGUGCACUAGCGGGAAGUGCAUCCCUGAGCACUGGAUGUGUGACGGGGACAAUGACUGCGGUGACCUCAGCGACGAGAACACCACCUGCUCUAGGACAGCGCUCUCCAACAUUAACGACUGCAGCGAGAAAGAGUUCCACUGCCGUGGCGAUGGAAACUGCAUUCCUGAAAUAUGGCGCUGCGACGGAGACAAAGAUUGCGAGGACGGUAGCGAUGAAUUCGCCUGUGAGGGAGCCAAGAGAAUGUGCGACCCCAAGGCAAAGUUCACCUGCAAGGUCUCAGGGAAAUGCAUUAGCAAGGACUGGGUGUGCGAUGGAGACAUCGACUGCGAGGACCAAUCGGAUGAGGAGGGGUGUGAAGUAUCUGUCUGUAGGCCUCCGAAGUUCCCCUGCGCAAUGACACGUCUGUGUGCCUCCCGCCAGAACGAAUCUGUAACGGCUGGAGGGACUGUGCCGACCAUUCUGACGAGGGACCAUACUGUG